AUGGUGCUUCCGGCGCCCACACUGAAUGACCAACAUGGGCAGGAAGUGGAUGAAUCGAGUCUGAGCAAGGGCCGCCUGGAUUGGUUUCUGCAGGUCAUCAAGAGCGCCCCACUGGCGGUGGCAUCUGAGCUUUCGCACCACCGCGCGCUUUUCCCCUUGGCUAUAGCUCAGAUGACCUUGCUGGCUGAUCAGCCUCUGCUCUCCACCAACAUGUCCGCAGUGGCCAACGAAUUCGGCUUUGCCGGGGCGGAGAAGGACGAGAAGCUGGGGGGCAUAGUUAGCGUCGUGUUUUUUGCCUGCGGGGUGGUUUCCUCACUCAUCGUGGGCCGCCUUGCGGAUGUCAUGAAGCGCUCGACCCUGGUCUGCCUUUGCAUGCUGAUUGGCUCCACAGGCACCUUCAGCAACUCCCAAGCCGAAAGCUUCGCUUCUUUGCUCUUCGGACGCGCUGCCGUGGGCGCGGCUGUGGGUGGCCUCAUCCCGACGAGCUUCGCCGUCAUCGGCGACAUGUGCCCGGCAGAGGACAUCGAGAGCUUCGCUUCCCAGCAGCUCGCGGAAGCGGAAGCAUCGGAGGGCUUCGAUGCACUUUCUGAUGGUGUAACCAGUGUAAUGAAACACCUAGGGGUUUUUGGAUGCAUACCCUGGGCCGUCAUUGGCACCUUCCUCACGGACUAUCUGGCUGUGAACGAUGGCAUGGGCGUGGCAGGGGCCACCAGUGUGCUGUUCUGCAUGGGUGUGGGAUUUAUCAUUGGCACCAUUGCUGGAGGCAAGCUAGGCCAGCAUUUGUACAAGAAGGACAAGAAGCUGCAGGCGUGGCUGACAGGUCUCACCAUGUGGGGCGGAAUGCUGCCGCUAUUUAUCCUGUUCUCUACUGACCGGCCGGAUUGGCCUUUCAUGUUUCACAUUCUGGCACUGGUGGGUGUGUUCUUCGCGGCCUUUUCACCCGUGAACCUCAAGGCCGUCCUCUUGAACUCAGUCGCCACCCAAUCCCGUGGCACAGUGAGCCUUGGCUUAACUGCAAUUACCAGAUACUCCUCCUCCUCCUCCUGCUGCUGCUAUUAUUAUUAUUAUUACUACUACUACUACUACUACUACUACUACUAA
This is a messenger RNA of Symbiodinium sp. CCMP2456, 1101 nucleotides long. The record is from the annotation of a GenBank genome assembly. NCBI's taxonomy places the organism in Eukaryota, Dinophyceae, Suessiales, Symbiodiniaceae.